Nasonia vitripennis (jewel wasp) is the source of this 464-nucleotide messenger RNA. RefSeq names its product cuticle protein 38-like. The record is from RefSeq and is a predicted model, not a curated record. The transcript has a single exon. NCBI's taxonomy places the organism in Eukaryota, Metazoa, Arthropoda, Insecta, Hymenoptera, Pteromalidae. The coding region runs from base 10 to 228 and encodes 72 amino acids.
UCAUUCACCAUGUUCUUCAAACUUUUCGUCUUCGCCGUCGUCCUGGCCUUUGCCGCUGCCUCAGCCAAGCCCGGCUUCCUCGCCGCCGCUCCGAUCGCCACCACCUACGCCGCCCCGGCUUUGGCCUACAGCAGCCCAGCGCUGGCCUACAGUGCCCCGGCUUACGGCUAUGGAUACGGCUUCCGAAGCUACGAUUUGGGAUACGGUUAUGCCCCAGCUUUCUACUAAUAAGUAGUCACUACAAAAUUAUUGACUAUUUCUACCAACGUCGAAGAAACAUGGAGCGUGAACCACCAACUAGACAAUCCGCAUUUAUACUACCUCGUCGUUUGAGUCAAUGUCGAAUGACCGUUUUGACUAAGUAUGUUCGCUGUAUCAACGUGGACUACGAUUUAAAACAACAACUAAGGACGUCAUUUUAACCAAUUGAUUUUUCACGUAUAAUAAAGAUCUCUACUUUUUUA